This is a messenger RNA of Trichogramma pretiosum, 3766 nucleotides long. RefSeq names its product probable G-protein coupled receptor Mth-like 1. Gene Ontology annotation, molecular function: G protein-coupled receptor activity. Gene Ontology annotation, biological process: G protein-coupled receptor signaling pathway. Gene Ontology annotation, cellular component: membrane. The record is from RefSeq and is a predicted model, not a curated record. The coding region runs from base 46 to 789 and encodes 247 amino acids. The transcript has 5 exons. NCBI's taxonomy places the organism in Eukaryota, Metazoa, Arthropoda, Insecta, Hymenoptera, Trichogrammatidae.
UGGGCUCACUUCUUCUUCCUAGCAACGUUCUUCUGGCUGAACACCAUGUGCUUCAAUAUCUGGUGGACAUUCAGAGAUUUGAGACCGGCCAGCCUAGAAAAGGGCCAGGAAAUGAUACGGCUGAGAUUCUACAGCGCAUACGCCUGGGGCGGUCCGCUUAUCGUGGCCGGACUCGCAGCGUUCCUCGAUCAUCUGCCCGAGACACCCGGCCAGACCUUCCUCAGGCCGAGAUUUGGAGAGAAGCAGUGCUGGUUUUACGGUGAUAUGGAGAUUCUCGCUUACUUUUUCGGACCGAUCGGCAUACUGUUGGCGAUAAAUCUUCUCUUCUUUGCGGCGACGGCUCACGAGCUGACUUGCGGCCUGUGGAAGGGCGAGUUCGUAAAAAGCACGACUGAGAGAACUUUACGUAUAAUACCGAGGAAUUUAGAAAGUGCACAUGAACGUCGACUUCGUAGGGCAGCACUGGGUAAAGUGUGUCUAAAGCUGGUCAUAGUCAUGGGAGUCCCCUGGAUCUUCGACGUGCUUUCGUGGAUGGCGGGUGGGCCCGAUUUCCUGUGGUACGUGACGGACCUCUGCAACGCAGCUCAGGGCGUUCUCAUCUUCCUCGUGGUCGGCUGCCAGCCUCAGGUCCGAGCGGCCCUCAAACGGCUCUGGUCUCGCAAUCCUCGGGCCAAUUCCAAUCGUCAAGGCAACGGCCUGAGCACGACGAGCCACGGCAUGCCGAGCAUGGGCGACAGCUUCACCCAGAACCCGAGCACCAAGUCGGCGCCCCUCGAAACCAUCUGCUGAGAAUACGAGACUAGAGAAUCUCUCAUUGCGGCGGAGCUCCUCCUCUGAAACUCUCCCAGAGAGUAAAGAGGAAAGUAAGCUAUACACACAUGCGUAAUUGAGGCUGAUUCUCUGGAAUUAAAAAGUAUUACCGUCAAGUCGAGGCUUGAAAACUCUUGACUCACCGAUGCUAUAUACUCCUUGGCUAGGUCGAAUGAUGUUUGAUAAACGUUACAAUUCGACUCUUCUGAUUAAAUCUUUUCUCAAAUACUCUUCAAAGACUGACUUUGAAGAAGUGGUUAUUGGAAUUAGACAAACUUCUUUCAACUUGAUCAUUAUUCACUUCCAGUUGCUUACAAUAAUAAAAUACGACAUUACAAUUAUGUGUUUUCAAAAAUAAUAAGUUGAAUAUGUUGGAUUUUGUAAGUGAAUCUAUUAACAAAGUUCAACGAUCGUAACCUUUUUAUUUGUAACGUAUCAAACAUAAUAAACUACUCUAUAAAUUAUUAGAAAAUUAAAACUAAUCAACCUUUACAAAUUUAUGAGCUAAAAUUUCCAAAUUUAUAUAAAUAUAAAUAUUAUUGCUUGCUGAAAACAGAAAUUGAGCAUCAAACAUUGAAAUGAAAGAAAAGUAUCUUUUAUUAUAUUAUUGGUUAUUAUGAAUAAUCUCAAAAAUUGCAAGAAUUAACUCGUGAAGAAAACUCAGUUCAACUAUUCGUACCACGGUUAAAAGUUAAAAUCUAACAUAUAAUAGUAUUAUCAAUGCGAGACAAUAAAUAAUUUUAACUACUGAUCGUCUGGUUAUAUGUAACAUUUAAUGGGUAAUUUUAUUAUUAAAGAGAGAAUAAAUUGGCAAAACAAUCUUAGAAUCUGUCAAACUUUCAAUUUUGACCGAUAGAUUAAUAUAUUGUAAAACUAAUGCCUUGGAAAAAUUGCCUUGACCACGUGGUAAUUGAUUAAUUUUGAAUAUUGCUAAGGCGUAGAUCAUGAACAAGACGUAAAAUUUAAAUUAUUAUUAUUUUGAAAAACACCUCAUAGAGUAAUUCAUGAUAAAAUGUAACAUCGUUUUAAAUUGAUCAGUAAUUUUUUUGGAAAGCUCAUGGAAUAAUUUGUACGAGUUUUACGAGAUCCGUUAAAAUUGUUCUAAACCAGCCAAUAUGUAAUACAACACUGCCAUUUUUAUGAUCAUUUUAUCCAUUGAGCUACGCUUUUUGAAAUUUUGAUAAAAUAUACCUGAAAAUUUUCGGUAUUAUACACCAAGGUGUCAGACGCCAUAGUAUAGACAACCAAAGAAUUUGGAGAAGUCAUACGCGUAUAUUAUUAACUGUAACUUUAGAAGGAUAGUCUAUACGAUAGUUAAAACUAUUUAUGUGCGUCUAUGAACUUCUAGAGAGCAUCUUAAAAAUUUUUAGAGACUGAGUUGUGCUACUAACAAUAUACAGCUGAAUUAGACAAAAUAACUAUACGAACAAUUAAGUCCAACAAUUUCUUUUAAUUUUAAGAUUUAAGAGACAUGUGAUACUAAUUUAUACAUCGAUUUUUAUCAUAGUUCACGAUUAUAAUUAUAAAUGUAAUGUAUACAUGUCGCAUACGAAUUUCAUAAUGCCGAAUGGGACACAUUCAAUUUAAACGACAAAUGUUGAAAGUGGACAAAAUUAUUAAACGGUGUCAAGCUUUGACGAAAUUAUUUCACUUCCUCCUUAGGAAUGUCCAAACGCUUAAAUAAGAAAUUUGUAUGUUCAUUGGACAAUUUUUAAAAUUGAUCCACGUUUUUUUGAAAAAUAUAGUAUAGUAAUAUAGUAUACUCUGUAUCAAUUUACAUGUGUUAAGGAUUAAUUGAUAGUGAUUUUUCUGGUUUGUCAAACAAAACGAAAAACACUUCAAGCUAUACGACAUGUAUUAAAAAAAAAGAGUGAAUGUUUAUAAUUGUAGUAUGGGCCGAUUGUGAUAACUAAGAUUGCGUGUUUAUGUACACGAAAAAAUGAGCAAGCGCUUGAUGUACGUACCUUUUUGCGAGACUAACUUUAGCGAUUUUUACAGGUAUCUUUAACAAUACAUCAAACACGAAAAAUAUUACUGCAUGGUUAAAAAAGUAACAUUGUUUUUUUUAAAUAAAUGUCGUGAUUAACAUGAAAUGGAAUUCAGUUAAUAACACUCGAUAUUUAACGUUUAUUUUAUAAGCAGUCAAGGAGUCAAUUAAAUUACGUAUGUCAUUUAUAGGCGUAAAUACGAAAAAAGUGUAAAUUUUUACUUGAGUAUUAGAAUAAUGUUUAUAUUUCGUUUGAUUGUAUAAAUUAUGUAUAUAUGCAAGUCUAUGGCUUUCUGAAAAAUUAAUUUACUUCUGAAUAAAUUUCAAAUUUAUCGUGUAAAAUUCGAGGCCUAUACCACCGUUCAAUGUAAGACUGAUUCUAUACUUCAAUUAAAAUUUUUUGGAAAUUCACAGACAUCUAUACAAUUAAAUUUGCAAAAAAGUUUCAUAAAAGGGUAUGAAACAAAUUAUACAAUAAAAAUAAUGUAUGAGAAUUUUUAAGUAUCGGCAAUUUCUAUAACAGUUACUAAUCUACGUCCAUGCCAAAUUAAAAGUUCUUAUCUGAAAUAGAAAAACUAUAAAUUAAUGUAUAUAUAAAUGCUAAAUAAAAAAUUUAAAUCUAAUGAGCUGUCAAACAGUUUAGUAAAUGUAAUAAUUGUAUAAUGUAGAAAUAUAGUGGUAGCUAUUAUAACACUACAACAAAAGUAUAGGCAACAAGUACAAGAAAAUGAUUUUUAAUUUUAUUUACGUCACUUGUAGUGAUAAUUUUAAACAUGAUUGAAUGAUUAUUAUACUAUGAUACACGUAUUUUAUAAUGAAAAUAAUGAUGCAUACAUGUAAAAGUUUUUAAAGUAAACGAUACAACGUGUUUGCCGAUUGCCCACCAUUCCUACGAAAUGUAUAUUAUGUAACAGUAUUUACUAUUAUCAAGCUAAUAAAUAAUGAAAAUAAAUAACUGUUAGAAUGAAA